Messenger RNA from Melampsora larici-populina 98AG31, 1521 nucleotides. RefSeq lists its product as uncharacterized. The coding region runs from base 1 to 1521 and encodes 506 amino acids. The transcript is spliced from 5 exons. NCBI's taxonomy places the organism in Eukaryota, Fungi, Basidiomycota, Pucciniomycetes, Pucciniales, Melampsoraceae. The record is from RefSeq and is a predicted model, not a curated record.
AUGACUUCAACCAGUAAAUCAACCAGAAACUCCAAAUCCGCGACCAAUAGUAAAGGUCCAGCAGAUAACAAUGUCCAAUCUAGUAGUACCAGUCACGACAUAGGAGAAAGCGGAAUAGUUGAAAGCAUGCUCACCAGCGGCCCCAACAAUCCAGCAACAACCCAACAACCCAAUCCUGGUAGUGCAUCUGAUUUAAAUCCAACAAGCGGGACUACACAAUCAUCCCAAAGCGUUAACACGCAAAGUCAAAGCGCUGGGAAAUCAAACUCAGAUAGUCUGCCAAACCAACCUGACGAGAAUAACGCAUCAGCAACAACUCCCAAUGUGGGUGGUAACGCAGCCACAGAGAAGAUUGUACAUGAUCUAACGACACAAUCCACAGGACCCGCGAUGACGUCCAAGAGCCCCCGGAAGGCACCUAAUGAGGCAUCCACUCAACCAAAUAGUCUGUCGAAAGGAAGCGCUGCUGAGAAACGGGGAAACAGAGACUUAUCAAAUGACCAAGGCUACUUGUCCUUAUUGUCGAACAAACCCGCAGAAGCAGUCUUUGAAUAUACAAUAGCUGUAGAGAACUUGACAGAAAUCGAUCUAAGUGACACAAGUGAAGUCUGGAAAAGAGCCAUCGACCUUGCAUCAGCUGGGAAAGUCGAAGAAGCAACAAUGUAUUUUAAACUACAUGCUCAACUGCAAACCAGAACAGAGAAGACGACAAACCAGUCCCCUCCAAACCCAACGACGACACACUCUAGUUACGCAGAUGCGGUCUCCAACCGAUCACAAGCGUCUACGACGAUAGUGGUAGAAGGUGGUCUGUCUUUCAUCCCAGGUGCUAUCACGUCACACACAGAUAUUGGAUUCACCCCGUACUUCGACCAAAACUUGAGAGAACUAAGGGGUCCAAUCCCACUAACAAUCUUCAACAAGCAUUGGCAAGAAUUGGCGAAUAGCUAUCAUGUAGAGAAGAGAGUGAAGACCGACAACCUCAACAAAGACCUGACAACUUACACCGGUUACCCCUAUCCCCACGAGAUGACUCAAUCCUACGCUGCGUGGAACAUCAACUAUCGGAACUUUGUGGCAGUAUUAAGAGACGUGUACAAGUUCAAGACUUUCGCCAACUGGGCAGAAGCACACCAAGCCAAUAUCAGACUCGAUGCCUUCGCUUUCAGGGUAACAGAAAACGGAACGACUGUACCUCCCGACAUUUCUCAGCGAAGAGAAGACAUUGCGGCUAUAUGCUUUGCAGAAACCAGACGAUCCUAUGGUAACAACCACAACAACCAUGGUAGCACCAGUACCACUUCAGAAAACCAGCAAUCUUCGCACUCAUCCAACCACCACAACACACACCCUUACGGCGGUUACGGUGGUGGUAAUAGAAGGAACAACAACAAUAAACAAGAGGGUAAUGGAGGAGGUGGUAGGACUAGAGGCGGAUACAAUGGCAAGAACUUUGACCCAAAUUACGCGGCAAAGAAGGCAGCCAACACUAGACCAAACAAUCAGGGGAACACCACGUGA